AUGCCGCCUCGACGCUGGAUCGCCGUCGCCGCCAGCUUGGCCUCACUCGCCGCCGCCUCCUGGCCCGAUCCGCCCUUGACCGGCCGCGACUUUGACUUUACCGCCGACUUCCACUCGUCCUCCUCGUCCUCGUCCGCAUCCCCCUCGUCCUCCUCCAAGAAGCCGACCGCCACCCCCGUCACGCUGUCCACGCUGAAGCCCCCGGCCGACAUCGUCCCCGCGAACCCCGUCUUCUACACGCCCGCCGUCGUCACGCUCGUCAAGCUCGACGACGCCGCGCGCGCCGCCCGCUACAUCGCCUUCUUCGAGGUCUCCUACAUCCCGGCCGCCGACACGCUCGACGACGUCGUCUACACCUACCCCUGGAUCCGGACCAACCUGAGCGUGCAGGACGCCGCCGGCACCCUCGGCGGCACCGCCGACACCGACUCCCAGCUCGCCGUCGCGCCCGCCAUCGACACCGGCGAGGUCCGCAACGCCACCCUCCAGGUCUGGCGCCAGGACGACGACCUGCUGCGCUACAUUGCCGCCAUCGAGCGCACCCGCGUGCCCGCGCCGCUCUCCUACGCCAUCUCCCAGGUCUUCAGCAACACCACGACGAACGUCUCGUACGACUUUCGGCGCGCGAGCAUCGACUUCAAGGUACAGAACAAGACGGGCACACGACGCUGCGACGUUAACGCCGAGGGCGCCCCGGUGCCGGGCGUCCCCCGCGGCGCGUCCGCCUGCACGGCGACGGCGACGGCGGCGGCGACGAGCUCGGGCAAGGCCGGCGCGGCAGGGUCCAGCGCCACGGUCAGUCCCAGCGCGACGUCGAAAAAGAACGCGGCGGCGGGUGGUGCGGCGAGUUCUGGGGUCUAUGGCUGGCUAGCCAUGGCUGCAGUGGGAGCCUUGAUUUUGUAG
Messenger RNA from Cordyceps fumosorosea ARSEF 2679, 903 nucleotides. RefSeq lists its product as hypothetical. The transcript has a single exon. The record is from RefSeq and is a predicted model, not a curated record. NCBI's taxonomy places the organism in Eukaryota, Fungi, Ascomycota, Sordariomycetes, Hypocreales, Cordycipitaceae. Bases 1 to 903 code for a protein of 300 amino acids.